Dendrobium catenatum is the source of this 2843-nucleotide messenger RNA. Its product is annotated as YTH domain-containing protein ECT4. Gene Ontology annotation, molecular function: mRNA binding. Gene Ontology annotation, biological process: mRNA destabilization. Bases 264 to 2336 code for a protein of 690 amino acids. Gene Ontology annotation, cellular component: cytoplasm. NCBI's taxonomy places the organism in Eukaryota, Viridiplantae, Streptophyta, Magnoliopsida, Asparagales, Orchidaceae. The transcript is spliced from 9 exons. The record is from RefSeq and is a predicted model, not a curated record.
UUGUAAUUUUUUGGUUGAGAGAAAAAUUCGUUGCAGGCGGAGCCGUCAAGCUAUUUGAAUCACCGUUUCCGCUUUACCAAAAGCCCUCUCGUUGGCUUGUGCGGCGCUCCUUGUCUUCCUCUCUCUUUCUCUCUCCUAGGGUUUUCUGUUCUCGUCCUCUCUCUCUCUGCUGCUCUAUCUCGGGUCUCGGCCUCUUCUAUCGACGGUGUGUGUUUGGAAUCAUUAUCCGCCUUUAACCCAGCUCGGCGUUUCAAGAUCCGACCAUGGCGGCUGUUGCUUCAGCUGCGGAUCAAGCAACAGAGUUGCUUAAGAAGCUUACGAUGGAACCCAAGAACAAAACUCAAGAGGGUCAUGAUGUUGCCAUGAAGCCUUCUGGAAUUCAGUAUGGAUCUGCAAAUGGAGUUGAAGCACCAAAAUUUCAGAUGCCAUUAUCAGAGCGUUCUGUGACCCCUGUGCUACCUGAAUAUGUGGAUCAUAAUAUUUGCUGCUAUUUGCCAAACGGAUAUCCAUCAACAGCUUAUUAUUAUGGAGCUUAUGAUGGUUCAGUGAAUGAUUGGGAUUAUUCUCGAUACACUGAAGGAUUGGAGGUGGCACAUGGAGUUUAUAGUGAUAUGUAUCACCAUGGAUAUGGAUAUGCACCCUAUAGUGCCUAUCACUCUUCUGGUUCCCCUGUUCCAUCCAUGGGUCAUGAUGGCCACAUAUAUGGCGCACAACACUACCAGUACCCUUCUCCAUAUUUCCAGCCACAAACAGACAUGAAUGGAACAUAUUCUUCCAACAUCUCUGCUACUCAGGCGGAUGUUAAUGCAACUGCUGUUGCCGAUAAACCUACUGCAAUUGUUGAAUCUGUCAAAUCAAAUUCAACCGAGGUUAAUAAUGGAAAUGCUAAUGGGUUCAAGGACUUUGUGCCUCUAAAGCAAAGGCAGCAAAAUUCACAAUUGACUAGUAAUGGUACAUAUGGUAGUGGUGUUUUAGUUGGCGGGCACCCUCCUUCUGGUUAUCAGGACCCUAGGUUCAGUUAUGAUGGUAUUCGAUCGCCCAAUUCUUGGUUUGAUGGACCUGCAUUUUCAGAUCCCUAUGCCAGAUCAACUACUCCCAAUGCUUCAUUUUUAGCUGCUCCACAUAAUAGUAAUUUGGAAUCAUCAAGAAACCAUAAUGCACGUUCUGUUCCUCAACUAAUGGGCUUCAAUGCUACUAGACCAACAACACCAAUGGGACCAGCAGCUCAUGGUAUCAUGAACAGGAUGUACCCAGCCAACCAAAUGUAUGGGCACUGUGCAAAUGCUUAUAGGCCUGGCUUUGGAUUUGGAUCAAAUAUGUAUGAUUCCCGUAUGAAUGAUCGAUGGGGGAUGUCUUUCGAUGGAAAAUACAAACCUAGAGGCCGUGGCAAUGGCUUUUAUGGUUAUGGGAAUGAGAAUUUAGAUGGAUUAAGCGAGUUAAACAGAGGACCUAGAGCAAAUCGCUUCAAAAAUUACAAGGGUCCUGUUUCUGAAGAUCCUAGUGUUGUUCCUGAUAGAGAGCAAUACAAUAGAGCUGAUUUCUCUGAUAGAUACUCAGAGGCCAAUUUUUUUGUUAUUAAAUCAUAUAGUGAGGAUGAUAUUCACAAGAGCAUAAAGUAUAAUGUGUGGGCUAGUACACCUAAUGGAAACAAGAAGCUUGAUGUUGCUUACAAGGAGGCAAAGGACAAGGGAGUUGAAUGUCCUGUGUUUCUAUUCUUCUCUGUGAAUACAAGUGGGCAGUUCAUUGGUGUAGCUGAGAUGGUCGGUCCGGUUGACUUCAAUAAGACAGUUGAUUACUGGCAGCAAGAUAAGUGGAAUGGUUGCUUCAAUGUCAAGUGGCAUAUCGUAAAAGAUGUACCAAACAGCAUUCUGAAGCACAUUAUAAUCGAAAACAAUGACAAUAAACCAGUUACAAACAGUAGAGACACUCAGGAGGUGAAGCUUGAGCAAGGUCUUCAGAUGCUCAAAAUUUUCAAGGAGCAUACCAGCAAGACAUCUAUUCUGGAUGAUUUUGGUUUCUACGAGGCUCGCCAGAAGGUGAUGCAGGAAAAGAGAUCCAAACCGCAACUGCUUCUCAAGCCAAUGGUUGAGGUAAAACUGGCCAACCCUGUUGAUGAAAAAGGCAAAGAUGGGUCCAAUGUGAAUGGUGGAUUGCAGAAACCUUCGGAAUCAGUAACAGUUCUGAAGAAGGAAGCCGUUUCAGUUGACCUCGGCGAACAAAAGCAGUGUGAUGAUGAUUGCCUGCAACCGGUUGACGGUGACAGUGAUGCGCCGAAGGGAGUAAACUCAGUGGCUGAGAAGAGAAUGGUUUCGAAUGGCACUGUAAAUGGAUGCUAGUCUCAAUCUUUAGUACAACAGCAGCCAUGGAUUCGAUUGAAAGGUCUGUUUCAGCAUCUCUGUGUGCUACUUGCUACUGAAAUCGGCACAAAAAUUCUCAAUAGGUAAUCAAACUGAGUUUUCAAUGGCAGCUGCUGAUGAUGGUGUUCUAAGUUGAGCUCUGGCAAGGUUUGGGGGUAAAUUGUGUUUUUUGUCUCUCUUUUCCUGAGCCUCCUCUUGUGUAGUUGGUAGAUGCUUAUUACCUGGUCUACCAUACUUCCCUGUUUUAAAAUUCUUAGUUUCUAUUGGAUUGGGUCAUUUUCCUUUGGUGUUUUUGAGUACUUUGUUUCCUUUACUGUCUUAGCGUUUAGAUUUUGUUAAGAUCUUGAGUAUGGUGUCCUUUCAUGUAUUGAGCCCUCAAGUUUUGUAAAGAGGCCUUCUCUUUGGCUUUUGUACCUAUAAGAAUCUGGAAGAUUUUAUAGCAUUCUGCGAUGCAAUAUAGAGAGUUGGAUGGUCAAAUGUGUCUCA